UGCUUAAAGCAGACUUAUGACAGAAAUUAGAAUUCUAUCCAGUAACCUCGAUUUUUAAAAUGGAUACUUUAAAAGACCUUUUACCUACUAGAUUAUUUGAAGUAUUAGAAAAAGCAGGUAUUUGUACCACAAAACAAAUAAUUAUUCUUUCUGUUUGGGAUAUUAAAAAACUUACUAAUUUAUUUAACGAUGAUAUUAAACUACUUAAAAAUAUUUUGUCAAACAAUUGUAGUCCUGUUAGCAUAAGUGGAAAUUCUUUGGAAGAUAAAAAUGUUGCUGUGAAAACUGGCUGUGCAAGUAUUGAUAAAAUACUAAAAGGUGGCUUUCGAAUAGGGACAUUAACAGAAAUGUAUGGUGAAAGUGGCUCAGGAAAAACACAAAUAGCACUUCAAACUGCAGUCUAUUGUGGCACUAGUGGAUGUGUGUUUAUAUGUACGGAAGAUUUAUUUCCUGUAAAAAGAUUUAAUCAAAUAAGCCAAUAUGUCUGGCAUGAUAUAAAAGAUACAGAAUGUAAAAAGAAUAUCUUUAUCGAACAUCUUACUGAGGCUCAUGAAUUAAUAUCAUGUAUCAGAGUGCGUUUACCCAAGUUAUUGAAAUUUAAUAAAAUAUCUGCUGUCAUUUUGGAUUCAGUAGCUGCCCCUUUUAGGUGUGAAAAUACUAACUAUGUACAAAGAGCAGAAGAACUUAAAGAAUUGGCUAUCUUGCUACUUAAUAUAGCCCAAGAAUAUAAUAUAGCUGUUAUUUGUAUCAAUCAAGUGACUGCUUGUUUCACUGGUUCUGAUGAUGUACUGCCUACAUUAGGACUAGUAUGGUCUAAUUUGAUUUCUUGUAGGUUAAAAUUAACAAAAACAAUAGAUUAUCGGGAAUUAACUAUUGCUUUUGCUCCACAUUUAUCCAACGCACAAGGUGCAAAAUUCAUAAUAACAAAAAAUGGCAUAGAAGAUAUGGAAAAUAUAUUAAUAAAUAAGUGAACCAA
This is a messenger RNA of Vanessa tameamea, 976 nucleotides long. RefSeq names its product DNA repair protein XRCC3. Bases 60 to 971 code for a protein of 303 amino acids. Gene Ontology annotation, biological process: resolution of mitotic recombination intermediates; telomere maintenance via recombination; t-circle formation. Lineage: Eukaryota; Metazoa; Arthropoda; Insecta; Lepidoptera; Nymphalidae. Gene Ontology annotation, cellular component: replication fork; Rad51C-XRCC3 complex. The transcript has a single exon. The record is from RefSeq and is a predicted model, not a curated record. Gene Ontology annotation, molecular function: four-way junction DNA binding; ATP binding; ATP-dependent DNA damage sensor activity.